Molecule: messenger RNA, 699 nt
Organism: Alternaria atra
Lineage: Eukaryota; Fungi; Ascomycota; Dothideomycetes; Pleosporales; Pleosporaceae
Exons: 3
Coding region: 1-699 (232 amino acids)
Molecular function (GO): protein binding
Source: RefSeq, a predicted model, not a curated record
AUGGAGUUUUCGAUUAACUCGCAUAAGCCGAAGAAGCUUGGCUUUGAAAAGUACUCCAACUCAAAAGUGCUAUCCGAUAUUACCAUUCGAUAUGGGGCUCCAGACGAGCUCACUUUCGAAGCUCAUAGACUGUUGCUAAGCGCGAAGUUGCAUUGGUUCGAGGCACCCUUCACUGGAGGACUUGUAGAAAGCGGCGCCAGGGAGAUCACCCUAGUUGGUGAUGACUCCGAUGCUCUCAAGACUAUGCUCAACUUCGCAUACGAUGAGCAGAUGUGCCCUCCAGAAGGAUGGUUACAUGGAGCUUCCACCACGAUCGACUACUUCCUGGGGCUCUAUCGCAUAGGUGAUAAGUACGACUUUCCCGAAUUCCAGGCUCGGAUUGUCUCAUGCUUCAGAAGUUGCAUGUACGCCUGGUUAAACAAUCAGGCUACAAACUCGGAAGAAGACGCCGUUGCGCUUCGAGAGUUUAGCGGGUUUGUCAGCGAAAUAUACAAUCUUGUUGGUCUAGGAUACAAGCCAGACCAUCCAUUGGUAAAAGUUUUGCUAGAUGUAGCAGAUGACCAGGGCUCCGCAAGCAUUCUCAGUAACAACGGGUAUAAACAACCCUUUAAUAACGAUGGCUUCACGAGAAGUAGCAGAGUUCGGAAGAGAUAUCUUGCUUCACUUGAUGGCGAAGACUGGAUCAUCGGGAAAACAUGA